UGUACUGCCUUUUUAAAGGUGGAGGUGAAGUAGUUUAGAAUGCCUUUCAGACCGAACUUCAAGACCUGUGUACAGUCUAUGCAUAUUAAAACCAGACUACAAAUAGCUCCUCUGGACAAGAUGAACUCCACCAUCGCUGACUCUUCCAUGUUAAGUUUAGAGGGCUUCAUUGUGUCUCCUGAAGCUGCUCAUCCUCUUUUUCUGUUAACAUUGGCAGUAUAUCUGGUUGUUCUUAUUGGAAAUGUUACAGUUUUUUCUGUUAUUCUUUUUCAGAAGAAUCUACACGAGCCAAUGUAUUUCAUGCUAUGUAAUAUGUCUGUUUGUGAUUUGAUUGGAAGCACAGCAGUAAUGCCUAGAUUAAUGGCAGACUUCCUCACAGAGGUUAGAUACAUCUCAUAUGCAGCUUGUGUUAUUCAGGCUUUCUGCAUUCAUGUCUACGGUUCAGCAGCUCAACUGAUAUUGACUGCAAUGGCUUAUGACAGAUACAUUGCAAUUUGUAACCCAUUAAGAUACAACAGCAUAAUGACAACUAAAACUUUGGUGAAGCUCUGCUCCCUUGCCUGGGGGGUGGCAUUCGUUUUAAUAAUAAUCCUCUUUGCUCUUACUCUUAGACUUCCGAGAUGCAGGUCACGGAUAGUGGAGGCUAAUUGUAACAAUGCAGCUUUAUUUCUUUUAUCCUGUGCUGACACUACUGUAAAUAACAUUUAUGGUUUAUCUAUUACAGCUUUUCUAAGCGGUUUAUCUUUUUUGGUUGUUCUCUACACAUAUAUUAGAAUACUAAUGACAUGUUUAUAUAAAAGUCAAAGCAAUAGUAAAAGCAAAGCCAUUCAUACAUGCGCUACUCACUUAACUGUCUAUAUUAUUUUUGAAUUCACUAUUUUGUUCUCCAUCAUUAUGCAGCGAUUUCAAAAUGUCAGCCCAAAUGCACGGAAAAUCACCUGGGUGUUAAUUACGACCUUUCCACCAUGUGUUAAUCCUAUAAUUUAUGGAAUUCAUACAAAGGAAAUUCGGAAUAAUGUUUUAAAGUGUUUUAAAAAUACAAUACUACCAAAACAAUGA
Molecule: messenger RNA, 1059 nt
Organism: Polyodon spathula (Mississippi paddlefish)
Lineage: Eukaryota; Metazoa; Chordata; Actinopteri; Acipenseriformes; Polyodontidae
Product: olfactory receptor 52E4-like
Exons: 2
Coding region: 40-1059 (339 amino acids)
Biological process (GO): G protein-coupled receptor signaling pathway
Cellular component (GO): membrane
Molecular function (GO): olfactory receptor activity; G protein-coupled receptor activity
Source: RefSeq, a predicted model, not a curated record